This is a messenger RNA of Erigeron canadensis, 400 nucleotides long. RefSeq lists its product as uncharacterized. The record is from RefSeq and is a predicted model, not a curated record. The coding region runs from base 14 to 400 and encodes 128 amino acids. The transcript is spliced from 4 exons. NCBI's taxonomy places the organism in Eukaryota, Viridiplantae, Streptophyta, Magnoliopsida, Asterales, Asteraceae.
UUUUCCGGUUAAAAUGGCUGCACUUCACGGCGGAGAUGGUGGCAACGACCCUCCAAACUGGGGGUGGAAUCCCGAAUGGGGUUGUAGGCGUACGGGUGGUAUUAGCACAGGGAGAGCUGCUGCUGCUAACAACGAUCUGGAGCGCGAGUUUCAGAAUUCGGGACGCCGAAUCUCGCUUAUGUUAAAUAACGAUCUCAGUAGGUGGCAGGCAAUCGGGGACCACGCCAAGUGGUACAAGAGCUAUUUGGGGACCUAUGUCGCUACCGUCCCACAUAAUUACGAGUCGUGGGAUCAGGUGCCCCAGCCCAUCAAGGAUGGACUUACUGACUGGCUUAUGAGACGGUUCUACUUAGAACCCUAUCUAGGUCACCCAGAAAAUCACCCGUACGAGAGGCCGUGA